AUGGGGGAGCAACGAGCAAACGCUGGGGCGAAUGCAAACCCAGGGUAUUACGCAACCCGCGACAGCGGAAGCGCAUGCGACGAGAUGGUGUCGAUGGGACACAAAGCACAGAUGGUGGAUGGCAUCCCCUCCACACUUCCCAAGACCCGCGACCCGAAUGACGUUGGGUUGGGUUGGGGAACAUUGGACCAGGGUUCCCCUGGUGAACGGGAGGGACUAUCCAGAAAGUCUCACCUUGGCACACCAUGCGUUGGUUUUGUUUCCGAGCCUGCGACUGGGCGGUACAGUAUUGCACACCUCUGCGAGAGACCAACGAAACAGCCUGAGGCGAUGGCCAACGAGAGCAAGCGGAGGGCAGCGGAAGUGUAUACGAAGGUGGAAGGGGAAGAGAAGGUGGAAGUGGAGUGGGAGGGGGUGGGAGGGGGUGGGCACAAAUUGGCGCGAGAUCGUUUUGGCUCCAGUGCUAUCGUACCAAUCGGAGGGCGAUCGCAUAGGGUGGUGCAAAGUUAA
This is a messenger RNA of Ilyonectria robusta, 510 nucleotides long. RefSeq lists its product as uncharacterized. The record is from RefSeq and is a predicted model, not a curated record. NCBI's taxonomy places the organism in Eukaryota, Fungi, Ascomycota, Sordariomycetes, Hypocreales, Nectriaceae. The coding region runs from base 1 to 510 and encodes 169 amino acids. The transcript has a single exon.